This is a messenger RNA of Ipomoea triloba (trilobed morning glory), 1225 nucleotides long. RefSeq lists its product as uncharacterized. The coding region runs from base 107 to 946 and encodes 279 amino acids. The transcript has 8 exons. Lineage: Eukaryota; Viridiplantae; Streptophyta; Magnoliopsida; Solanales; Convolvulaceae. The record is from RefSeq and is a predicted model, not a curated record. Gene Ontology annotation, biological process: chlororespiration. Gene Ontology annotation, cellular component: chloroplast stroma; thylakoid.
AUGGUUUGUGUAUUACUGUUGUGCCAUUGUGUGGUUGUGUUUUUAUAUCUCCUCAUCUUCCUUAUCUCAUACACUGAACUGCAAUCACUAAACACUUGACUGCAAAAUGGCUGCUGCAGCUGCAACGACUGCAUCGAUAUUGUCUGGAACCCGGUCUGCUUCGACUAGUGCUGAAACUCCCUCUGCAUCAAACAGAUAUACUACAAGUUUUAGGGGAACUUCAUUGAGAAGAUAUGAUUCGAUUAGGAGGAGGUUAAUUAAGAGUAAUGGACGAAUCAAUGCUGCUGCUACUGUUGCAACUGCUUCUGUUGAACAAGUUAAAGAAUACGCCCUCCCUACAUGGGCUCAAUUUGACCUGGGCCGAGCUCCAGUUUACUGGAAAACAAUGAAUGGUCUUCUUCCCUCUUCUGGAGAGAGAUUGAGGAUUUUCUAUAAUCCAGCUGCCAACAAGCUUACUCCCAAUGAAGAAUUUGGAAUUGCCUUCAAUGGAGGAUUCAAUCAGCCUAUCAUGUGUGGUGGUGAGCCGAGGGUCAUGCUUCAGAAAACACGAGGACAAGCUGAUCCUCCUUUAUAUACAAUCCAGAUAUGUAUUCCUAAACACGCGCAUAGUUUGAUCUUUUCAUUCACAAAUGGAACUGAAUGGGAUGGUCCCUAUAGACUCCAAUUUCAAGUUCCAAAGCCUUGGCGAAACAAGCCAAUUGAAUUCUUUACAGAGGGCCUUGCGGAGGAGUUGAGUAAGGAUGGUGCAUGCGACAGAGCAAUCUUUCCCGACGCAAACACAGUUAUCACAACUUGUGCUGUGGUUGGUAACUUGACUAUUGAAGGCGGUGAUCGUUGCAAUCUCAAUCUGGUGCCAGGAUGCACCGACCCAAGCUCACCAUUAUACGAUCCACUCGCGAACGUUGAUGAUGGAUCAUGCCCACCCUACUCAGACUCCGAGGAUUAGAUUCAAACAUAAGCAUUUCAUUCCAUAUAUGAUCAGAAUUACGCUUUACAGUUCAUGCAGUUUCUCAGUUGCAGUAACCAAACAAAGAUGGCUGUAAGUAUCUUUGGCCCCUGAUAUCGAGCUUCACAGAUCUUAUCUGUUUAUUAUAUAUGAGUUUAUAAUGUACAUACAAAAUGUCAAAUAUGUUAUACUUGAAGAACGCAUUAUGCUGUACAUCUUUUACGAUGGUAAACACGGAUUGUUUAUCUAUAUGCAGUAUAUAAAUUGUUAUGCAGCAAA